This is a messenger RNA of Notothenia coriiceps (black rockcod), 3426 nucleotides long. RefSeq names its product nucleolin 2. The record is from RefSeq and is a predicted model, not a curated record. The transcript has 20 exons. NCBI's taxonomy places the organism in Eukaryota, Metazoa, Chordata, Actinopteri, Perciformes, Nototheniidae. The coding region runs from base 310 to 2715 and encodes 801 amino acids.
CGCACUGCAGAUAGGUCAGGGCGGCAGAUCGGGUAGUGACAACGACACGGAAGAAAGAGGAAAAAAAACCCUGAAAAUAUGACAUUAAUAAGGACUGGAGAAACUAGAUUUUAAAGCGUGUUUGAUGACACUCUGUGAAACAGGGACUGUCGUUUAACUAUCGCGGACCAGCACCAGCACACGUAACUGCCGGUGACAACAAUCACAACAAACAUUUAGCUAACUCAGAGGCUAACAGCUGCAUUGCAGUUCAAGCAGAUUGGCGCGUUUCGGAUCCAGAGUAUUGAUUAACUCGUACUGAGCAACACCAUGGACUGCAACACGGCGGACGUUCCGAGUCAAGUGGCCCAAGACCCUCCAGGGAACACCUGCUCUGAAGAUGACGUUACUCUCUCAAAGCUCCAGGCCAAGCCAGACAUUGAGGAGAAGCAGUCACAUGAAAACACACACAGCUCGAGCACUAAGUCAAAACAGGACACACGUGCUUCUGAUGACCCUUCAGAUGAUGAACCUUUGAUCAAAAAGAAAAAAGUCUCUGCUCCAGCUGAGGAAGUGGAGGAAAAAGACAACACGUCACUCAAAUCAAAUGGCACAAGUGACAAGAAAGCAGAUAUGAAUACAGAUGAUGACUCCGACGAUGAGCCUCUCAUAAAAAAGGCCAAAAAGCCCUCAAAAGCGGCAAAGAAGACUUCCUCGGUCUCUCCAAAAAAAUCAGUUGAUUUGAAGAAGAAAGAAUCCCUGGAUAACGAUGAUCAUGAUUCGGAUUAUGAGCCUCUGAGUAAACCUGGCAAGAAACAUUACCCCAAACGUGAGAGAAAGUCACCAUCUGGGACUCCUAGAAAAGCGGCCUCAGUCAGAUCACAAAGGAACGCAGCAAGGAAAAAGGAGAAUAACAGCUCCUGCUCUGAAGACGACGUUAACUCAAAAAAGGAAGAACAAGCUUCUGAUGACUCCUCAGAUGAUGAACCUUUGAUCAAAAAGAAAAAAGUCUCUGCUCCAGCUGAGGAAAAAGACAACACGUCACUCAAAUCAAAUGGCACAAGUGACAAGAAAGCAGAUAAGAAUACAGAUGAUGACUCCGACGAUGAGCCUCUCAUAAAAAAGGCCAAAAAGCCCUCAAAAGCUGCAAAGAAGACUUCCUCGGUCUCUCCAAAGAAAUCUGUUGUUAUUAAGAAGAAAGAAUCAAUGGAUGACGAUGAUGACUCUGAUGAUGACUGUGAUGAUGAGCCUCUGAGGAAAGUUGGCAAGAAACGUUACCCCAAUCGUCAGAGAAAGUCACCGUCUGGGACUCCUAGAAAAGCGGCCCCAGUCGUCAGAUCAAAAAGGAACUCAGCAAGGAAAGAGGUUAAAUACGAUGAGUCUUCUGGUGACAGCUCAGAUGAUGAACCACGGUCACCAAUGAAGAGGAAGGCGCCUAAAGACAGCAGCUCCGGUGAUGACGAUGUGCCCUUGGUGAAUCUGGUUGCCAAAAAGAAGGAACCAGUGAAGGAAAACACAAAGAAGAAAACCGCAGCGCAAGGCAGAGGGUCCACAAAGAGACGAGGAUCCUCGGAUGAAAGCUCAGAGGAUGAACCCUUGAGUAAUCUUUCGGAAAAGAAGAAACAAACCAAAAAGGCUUCAACUCCGAAGAGGAACACAAAGUCAAAAAAGACGACAGUUUUAGAGUCGACAAGCGAUAGUCCGGACGAUAAACCCCUGAUUAAUGUUGGGAAAAAGAAGAGCACAGACAGACAAACAAAAGUCAAACCGAAGGCUUCACCUGCGAAGAAGAAGAGGAACGCCGAGUCAAAAAGCGACAGCUCAGACGAUGAACCUGUAAUUAAUGUCGCGAAAAAGAAAACCACAGACACACAAAGAAAAAUUCAACAAAAAGCUUUACGUGCAAAAAGGGAGACGAACACAGAGUCAACAAGCAGCUCAGAUGAUGAACCCUUGAGUCAUUUCGGGAAAAAGAAAACCGCAAACAUACAAACAAGGAAAAAAACGAAGGCUUCACCUGCAAAGAAGAAGAACAUAGACACGGCAAGCGACAGCUCUUAUGGUGGGAAAAAGAAAAGCACAAACAAAAGAAGAAAAAACAAACCGAAGGCUUCACCUGCUAAAAAAAAAAAGAGGACUACAGAGACGACAGGCGACAGCUCAGAUGAUGAACCCUUGAUUAAUGUUGGGAAAAAGAAAACCCCAGACAGACAAACAAAAAACAAAACAAAGGCUUCACCUGCGAAGAAGAACAACACAGACACGACAAGCGACAGCUCAGAUGAUGAAACCUUGAUUAAUGUUGGGAAAAAGAAAACCCCAGACAGACAAACAAAAAACAAAACAAAGGCUUCACCUGCAAAGAAGAAAAAGAACGCAGAGUGGACCAGCAGCAGCUCAGAUCUCUCCGAUGGCAGCUCGGACUAUGAACCCUUAGUUAAUGUUGUAAAAAGGCAAAGUAGAGGCAAACAAACGAAAGCUUCACCAGCAAAGAAAAAGAGGAACACAACUCCCAAAAAGCCAAAAAAGAAGAAUGUUUCAGCGUCUUCAAGCAACAGUUGCGACGAUGAGCCUUUAUUCGACGCCGCUAAACACCCACAAGUGACCAAACUCAUGAGAAUAAUCGUGGAGAGGUGUGAUCUGGAAGAAGCCGGAGCCCUGCACAAAACCAGUCCAGAAAAAAAGAUUCCUGAUGAUGAAAUGAUCUCGAACAUCGACUCACCAGAAGAAGAAUAAGCAGAUGGAAUACUGGUUAUGGUGUUUUUUUGAUAGUUUUAUUGUUGAAAGUGGAAAUCUGCCAGAGAGAUAGCUCCUUAAAGAAUCCCAGUGGUAUUGUUAAGUUUAAAUGUGUGUUUUGUAUACAGUACAUACAUUAGGUGUUGGGAAAUGUACUCCCAUUUUUCUUUUUACUUUGGGACCAGAUUUAGCAGGUUCCUGAUAAAAAUGUGAUGUCGUCUUUUAUGUUCUUUUACUAUUUUUAAUAUUGUUUGCACUAACUGUGUUCUUUCUGGUUUUAAAUGUUUUUAAAGAAUAUUUUAACACAUUGAUGUAACUGAUAUUUGUGCUUUCAUAUGAACAUUUUACUGUGAUUGUCAAGUCAAUCAAUGAUUUUUGCACACUGAAAUCACAAAUGUGUUCAUUUAAUUUUGACUCAAUUCAACAUUUUGACAUUGGGCUGCAGUUGAACCAUUUCUCAAAAGAGGAUUUUACUGUGGGAAAAUUAUUUAUAUUGUUCAUUCAAUGUUUUAAUAUUCAAAUCACGUUUGAGUUAACACGUAUGUGUUAACAAAGCCAAUUGAAAGAAAGAAAAUACUGUUCAAAAGCAAUUUGUCUUGUUCAACAAACCAAAAUUGAAACAUAGUAGGACAUUGUUUUUGUAUUAGUUGGUGUGUUUAAUCUAGUAUACUAUAUCGUAUAGAAGAAAAAAUAAAGUUUUUAAAAAAUUUC